CCCCGGUGCACAGCGGCGCGCCGACUGGAUGCCACACGCACCACCGCGUAACGGUAAACAAACGUCUCGUUCAUCACGCCAGUUACGGUAGGAAAGCUGGAAAGUGUAUUUGAAGACCUGGUCUACCUGCAGCGCCUCUGCGCCAUGCCCACUCUUUAGCCAACUUCACCAGAAGUUUGGCAAGCUACGCUCGCUAUCCCAGGUGCUUCCCCUGCGACCUUCUCGUCUGUGUGUGGUGAGUGUGUAUAUGAAAAACUGGUGCUGGUUCUGAGGUGUCUCUGAGGAGAAGUGUUCUCGUGGAUAUCGUCGUCAUCCAGCACAGCAGCGAAAAUGGAGAGGAUGGAAGAUGAUAAGCCGAAGAAGAAAGUAACCUGCUACCUCGUCUACUGCGUGUGCACAGCGGUUAUUGGCUCUCUGCAGUUUGGCUACAACACUGGUGUCAUCAAUGCCCCUGAGAAGGAACUGCGCGACUUCUUACGGAAUGUGUCUACGGAGCGGUACGGAGAGCCCUUCAGCACAGGAACCAACACAAUGGUGUGGAGCUUUGCUGUGGCCGUCUUCAGUGUGGGUGGCAUGGUAGGAUCCCUCUCUGUGGGAGCCAUAGUCAACAAAUUUGGCAGGCGUAGGUCCAUGCUCAUGUCCAAUGUUCUUGCCUUGUUGGGUGGGGCCCUGAUGGGACUGUCCAACCUGAGUCGCUCCUUUGAGAUGAUAAUCUUCGGCCGGUUGGCCAUCGGUCUGUACUGUGGUCUGGUUACGGGACUGACGCCCAUGUAUGUGGGAGAGAUCUCGCCCACCGCCCUGCGAGGCGCCUUUGGAACGUUGCACCAGCUGGCGGUGGUCAUUGGCAUUUUGGUGGCACAGAUUUUAGGUCUGGAUUCUCUGCUGGGCUCAGAGAGCCUGUGGCCUCUGCUGCUGGCCCUGACAGCCCUGCCCGGCAUCCUGCAGGCCGUCAUGUUGACUUUUUGUCCAGAGAGCCCCCGAUACCUCCUCAUCAGCCUCCACCAAGAGGAGGAAGCAGAAAAAGUGCUGGUGCGUCUUCGUGGUUCGGAGGAUGUGAGCGAUGACAUUCAGGAGAUGAGGAAAGAGGCGAAUAAGAUGGCCAUGGAGAAGAAGGUGUCCAUCCCUGAACUCUUCCGUUCACCGGUCUACCGUCAGCCAAUCAUCAUCGCCAUCGUCCUCCAGCUCUCCCAACAGCUGUCUGGUAUCAACGCCGUCUUCUAUUACUCCACGGGAAUAUUCGAGACUGCCGGGGUAUCCCAACCCAUCUACGCCACCAUUGGAGCUGGAGUCGUCAACACCGUUUUCACGGUGGUUUCUCUCUUCCUGGUUGAGAAGGCAGGGCGAAGGACCUUGCAUCUGAUAGGACUGGCUGGAAUGGCGAUCUCUGCCCUCUUAAUGACCAUCUCCCUCUCUUUGGUGACCAAAACCCCAUCGUUGAGCUACUUGGCCAUAGUUGCGGUGUUCGGCUUUGUCGCCAGUUUUGAGAUGGGUCCGGGUCCCAUUCCUUGGUUCAUUGUGACCGAGCUCUUCUCCCAGGGCCCGCGGCCAGCUGCCAUUGCCGUGGCUGGAUUCUCCAACUGGACCGCUAACUUCCUGGUGGGCCUGACUUUCCCCAAGCUGCAGGAAUGGUGUGGGUCUUACGUCUUCAUCAUCUUCAUAAUCUUCCUCAUUCUCUUCUUCAUCUUCACCUUCCUGCGUGUGCCUGAGACCAAAGGGCGAACCUUUGAUGACAUCGCCCAGGGAUUUGCCGCCAGCGCAGCCAAAUCCUCCCCGUCUGCCGUCCCGGACGAGAUGGUGAUGGGCAUGUCUGUGCCGGAGAGCAAAGGACCCGUCCCCAUUUCCCCCACAGAAAAGGUCCCCAUGGCAGAUCUUCCCCCCGAGAAGACAGGGGCGCCUCUCAACCCUUAGGGAGAGGAGGGGGGAGGGGGGGAUCGGGGUAGGUGAUAGAGAACAGGUCAUAGACAGCAUGAGGAUGUCCAUUUUUCAAACUGUAUUGUCCUCGUUACAAUGGGCACCUUGUAGGUAGGAUGCCAGAUUGGCGGUGUCACCGAGGGAAGAUAACAGCGCAGCUUUGUGACAAUAAGUGUGUAUUGGAAAAAAAAGAAAAUGUGUCAUUUCUAAAUCAGUGCGACUUGAUAUUGAAACAGCGUUUAAUUUCUUUUUUUUUAAAUGUCUGCAUUUGUUUACUUGUGCACCACAGUAGUGGAUCCAGCUCUGUAAGACUCCCCCCCCCCCCAAAAAAAAGUACGCUUUUCAUUUUGACUAUUAUAGCUGUUACAGAUGCCAAAAUGAUUGAUAACACACAGUGUGAGUCUGCUUAAAACAUGCAGCAGACUUAAUUCAGUUACCGCUACUUCAUCUUUAUUGCCACUCAAAGCGGCAGCCUGCAGAGUAUUGAUAUGCAAGAGGCUCAGCAUAUGUUCAGUGUUAAUCCCUCGGUCUUAAAUUGCCUCGCGUGCUAAAGACGUAGAGGAUUUAGGAUUGAGUGUACUGAGGUCAAGCUAGGAAAGCCAGUUUUUGGGGGCCAUUAAGUUUGACCUAAAAGUUUGCCGUCUGCUUGCUAGGCGUGCCUUGUUCCCAGUUGAGGGACACCGCGUCUGCCUGAGCAGACAGACUAAACAGGGAGGAGAUAGCAGUCUCGUUCCCACCCAGGUCUGCCGCAGCUAGCUAGCUAAAACCUGCCCCUGAAUAUUAAAGCUGUUAUGAGGAGUUUGAGAUUUUUUUUUCUGUUUGUGCCCCCCUGUGGACAAAAGCGGUAGUGCUUCUCAUAAGGACUGCCUCUUAUUGCAAAGAUCUCCAUUCACCCUCUGGUAGCUUUUGUUUUGGGGAGAAGAGUGAGUGAUGUAGUGGUUUUAUGGGAAAAAAAGCUGUCUGCAGGAUGCAGAGCGAUGAGGUGAUGCAUCUGUAAUUGUGGCACACAGCGUAUACUUGUUCACUGAGAAGUGUUUUAUGCUAGCCCUAAAUGCCCUCGCUGCCCUCCUGCACGGCACAUGCUCCAACUGCUUUUUGUGCAUCUCUGACGUGUCACUGUGGUGGCGUCUACUCUGAGAGAGAUGUGACAUGCAUUGGUAUGGUCUCCCCUUAUGGUGACUUACUCGGGGACAGAAGUACACCAGAACGUAGUACAAUACUGGCAUUAUCAGGAAUUAAGUUGUUGGGGUUUUUUUUCUCAACUGUUCGAUGUUAACCUGCCUCUUGUGCCUGAUGAUUGCGAAACAGAACUAUGCUACGAUGACAGAACUACUGCUAUAUGAAUCAGAGUAUUGUACAAUAUUUAUCAGAGUAUUAGCACAUGAGAGAGUGUAUGUGGCGCUUUUGAUGCCUUUUAACUCAGGUGUAUGGCAAAUCAUGCUACGUACUAAAGAGGGUCAGUAUCCAAGCAGUGAACUACUGUAUCACGGCACAGAAGAUGCCUUUUGUCAAACACUGUACUUGAAACUUCUGUGAUAUCGGUUAUGUUUUACCUUUCAAAACUGUUAAGUCAAAAAAUUCUUGCCACUAUCGACCAGUAGAAAACAAAAAGACCUCGACUCUAAUCCGCACAGAGAACAAAAAUUACACUUGGAUCUUGUUUAGAGAGCACGGUUGAAGAAAAAAAUUCUGGGCAACACUUUAACCACUCAUUCCAAUGAAAAACGCUGAAUCCGCCUCUUGGGUCCAAACGGAUCCAGUCUGACAUCACAGCCGUGUGGGAAGGUCAUGUGGACACACUUAAUGGAUUGUGUUUUUGUAUUUGCUUCAUGAAUGACGCGGGGUAUACAUCCCAUCAGUUGUAAUCAUGAAAUCGUCUGUAAAUCUGAUUCGUGGCGGGCGUCUGGGUGGAACGGCGGUCUAUUCCGUUGCCUACCAACAUGGGGACGACGGGUUCGAAUCCCCCGUGUUACCUCCGACUUGGUCGGGCGUCCCUACAGACACAAUUGGCCGUGUCUGUGGGUGGGAAGCCGGAUUUGGGUAUGUGUUCUGGUUGCUGCACUAGCGCCUCCUCUGGUCAGUAGGGGCACCUGUUCAGGGGGGAGGGGGAACUGGGGGGGAAUAGCGUGAUCCUCCCACGUGCUACGUCCCCCUGGUGAAACUCCUCACUGUCAGGUGAAAAGAAGCGGCUGGUGACUCCACAUGUAUGGGAGGAGGCAUGUGGUAGUCUGCAGCCCUCCCCAGAUCAGCAGAGGGGGUGGAGCAGAGACCAGGACUGCUCGGAAGAGUGGGGUAAUUGGCCAAGUACAAUUGGAAGAAAAAGGGGGAAAAUAAUCCCCCCCCAAAAAAAUGAUUCGUGGCAAGAACCCCUGGUUGAAGAUCCUCCGGUCGACAUCUUGUACAUAACUGUAAUUACUUCCCUGUGCUCAUCUGCUUGCUAGCUACGUGAACGCCAAUUUCUUACCGUGCACUUUUUUUUAAAACAUCUCAGCUUACAGCGUUUGCACUUACUCUUAGUUACGAAUGACGCACGUUGUGUGUCAAGUGUGAACGUUUCUUCUGACGUCGUCUCACGGCAGAGUUACUCGUUCUCCAUAAGCCAUGUAAAGUCCAGACCACGGCCUCUGUUUUCUACUAUAUCUACUAUACGUUGCGCUCUGGAACUAAUACCCAACGUUAACAUGGUGCCUCGCUGUUCUCCUUACGACAGUCAGAAGUGUUGCACACAUCUCUUUUGUACGUGUAUGUUUUGCAUUGUCAUCCACACUAAAAUGUGUAUUUUUUUUCUGCAGAAAAUCUGGGAUGAAGAGUGAAAAUAUAGUUUAUUGCAUUGUAAAAAAUGUUUCCCUUUGGUGUAUUAACGAGCCACUCUCGCUCCGAAGAACGAAAAGGAAAUAAAAUUGUUCUCAUUUCCAGGGAAUGCACUGGUGACAUUUUAAUUUGGUUUACCAUAACCAGUCGAAGCAGCUUUGUUCCUCUCACUGUUUAAUGCACUCUAUGCACUCUGCAGCCCGUGUCUUCCUGUGCUCAGCUGAGAGUGUGGUCGCUUUCCUCCGGUGGCUUUCCCUAUUUUGGGGCGAGUAUUUCUCCUCCGCCAUGCCAAAACGUCACCCUAAAACGCUGAAAUAAAAGCUAAAAGUUACCAAACUGAGCGGCAGAGAAGGUUUUUGCUCUGUGGCUGUUGUGCAUUAUGUGUGGACUGAGUCUGCAGUCUUGGCUGGGCGGUGAGUUCCAGGGUUUGGUUGGGAGAAGGGGAGGGAGG
Lampris incognitus (smalleye Pacific opah) is the source of this 5173-nucleotide messenger RNA. RefSeq names its product solute carrier family 2 member 3b (gene slc2a3b). Bases 331 to 1908 code for a protein of 525 amino acids. Gene Ontology annotation, molecular function: hexose transmembrane transporter activity. Lineage: Eukaryota; Metazoa; Chordata; Actinopteri; Lampriformes; Lampridae. The transcript is spliced from 11 exons. The record is from RefSeq and is a predicted model, not a curated record. Gene Ontology annotation, biological process: response to insulin; monosaccharide transmembrane transport. Gene Ontology annotation, cellular component: apical plasma membrane; basolateral plasma membrane.